AUGCAAUAAAUUGAAAUACCUGAUUUAAUAUUCAUUGAAAAUAUCGAUGAAGUACAAAAGUUCGAGGAUGCUAUUAAUUUUUGUUUAAAGAGGAAAAAUGAAAUCGACAAUGUGAAUAUUAAUUUAAACUAAAAAAUAAAGAAUUACGUAGAUGGCGAAGUAACUAUGCAAAUUAUAUGCAGGAUCCAUAUUACAGAGAAAUUCAAGUUAAAAGUGAAGAGUUACAUUCAUAGGCACUUAACUGCACAAAAAUAUUUGAAGUAAGAUGAUAUUGAUUAACCAUUAUUUUAGUAAUUCAAACUGCCAACUCAUUUAGAUUAAGAAUUAUCAGCAUACUAAAAGGAGUAUAAAUAAUUGGAAUAAUAAAUUAAAUAGUAGGAGGAUAAAAAGAAAUGGGGUGCCUCUGAAAAAUAGAAAUCAAAAGCAAAGUUACUUAAAUUAAUAGAAGAGAUACAAUUAUCAAUUUUAAGUAUCAAUUGAAUAACAUAAAUUACAAAGAUAAACUAGAGUUGCCAGAGCCUGAAAAUAAGAGUUGUAUCAUUUUCAAUUGGAUUGCUGGAUGUUUGAUAAAGGCAAAGAAAGGUCCUGUAUAAUUGGCUGAAGAACUUAAAUUGAAGGUGGAGAAAGUAUAACUUUAACCUGAUUCUAUAAUCAAUUAACCUGCUCCUUCUUAAAGUGGAGGCAUAUUUGCUUGUGGUGGAAGGAAACCANAGUCUUAAGUUAAUUGA
Messenger RNA from Paramecium octaurelia, 728 nucleotides. NCBI's taxonomy places the organism in Eukaryota, Ciliophora, Oligohymenophorea, Peniculida, Parameciidae. The record is from the annotation of a GenBank genome assembly.